AUGUGGCGGUCUUUGUGACAUUGAUGUUUCUUGCGUGGCCGGGUGCAUCUGUGCCGGGGCCUGUGUGUGUGUGUGUGUGUGUGUGUGUGUGUUCCGGGGCGGCCCUCCCAGCGUCUUUGUGACGUGUACGUGUCCCCGGCUGCUGAUGGCUGGCCACCUUUGUAUGUGAUGUGCAGUGCGUGUCAGCUGCGUGUGGGCUGUGUGUGCCUGGCAGAUGCGGCCUAGCAUAUAGCAGACAUGUCCGGGGCAGUGGCCUGCCACAGCAGUCCUCCACGGGGAAUGUGGGCCCUGCAGGCGCCCCAGGCCACCGCCACCGAGGGCCGCCACCACCUCCACCUCCUGGCCAUCCUGGACAAGAUGCCUGCGCCCAGCGCCCUCAUCCUCUUCGCGGCCGUCUCCGCCUCCGGCUGCCUGGCGUCCCCGGCCCACCCCGAUGGAUUCGCCAUGGGCCGGGCCCCUCUGGCUCCUCCCUACGCUGUGGUCCUCAUUUCGUGCUCAGGCCUGCUGGCCUUCAUCUUCCUCCUCCUCACCUGUCUGUGCUGCAAACGAGGGGAUGUGGGUUUCAAGGAGUUUGAGAACCCUGAAGGGGAGGACUGCUCCGGGGAGUACACUCCCCCCGCCGAGGAGACCUCCUCCUCACAGUCCCUGCCUGAUGUCUACAUCCUCCCGUUGGCUGAGGUCUCCCUGCCGAUGCCUGCCCCGCAGCCGUCACACUCAGACAUGACCACCCCCCUGGGCCUCAGCCGCCAGCACCUCAGCUACCUGCAGGAGAUCGGCAGCGGCUGGUUUGGGAAGGUGAUCCUGGGAGAGAUCUUCUCCGACUACACCCCAGCCCAGGUGGUGGUGAAGGAGCUCCGGGCCAGUGCCGGGCCGCUGGAGCAGCGCAAGUUCAUCUCGGAAGCACAGCCAUACAGGAGCCUGCAGCACCCCAAUGUCCUCCAGUGCCUGGGCCUGUGUGUGGAGACGCUACCUUUCCUGCUCAUCAUGGAGUUCUGCCAGCUGGGGGACCUGAAGCGUUACCUGCGGGCUCAGCGGCCGCCCGAGGGCCUGUCCCCGGAGCUGCCCCCUCGGGACCUGCGGACACUGCAGAGGAUGGGCCUGGAGAUCGCGCGUGGGCUGGCGCACCUGCACUCGCACAACUACGUGCACAGCGACCUGGCCCUGCGCAACUGCCUGCUGACCUCCGACCUCACCGUGCGCAUUGGAGACUACGGGCUGGCCCACAGCAACUACAAGGAGGACUAUUACCUGACCCCAGAGCGCCUGUGGAUCCCGCUGCGCUGGGCAGCGCCCGAGCUCCUCGGGGAGCUGCACGGCACCUUCAUGGUGGUGGACCAGAGCCGUGAAAGCAACAUCUGGUCUCUGGGGGUGACGCUGUGGGAGCUGUUUGAGUUUGGGGCCCAGCCCUACCGCCACCUGUCUGACGAGGAGGUCCUGGCCUUCGUGGUGCGCCAGCAGCACGUGAAGCUGGCCCGGCCGAGGCUCAAGCUGCCCUACGCUGACUACUGGUAUGACAUCCUGCAGUCCUGCUGGAGGCCACCUGCCCAGCGCCCCUCGGCCUCCGACCUGCAGCUGCAGCUCACCUACCUGCUCUCGGAGCGGCCCCCCCGGCCCCCCCCGCCGCCACCCCCACCCCGAGACGGCCCCUUCCCCUGGCCCUGGCCGCCGUCCCACAGCGCGCCACGCCCUGGGACCCUGUCGUCCCCCUUUCCUCUUCUGGAUGGCUUCCCGGGCGCUGACCCAGAUGAUGUGCUCACCGUGACCGAGAGCAGCCGCGGCCUGAACCUCGAGUGCCUGUGGGAGAAGGCCCGGCGGGGGGCAGGCCGGGGCGGUGGGGCACCGCCCUGGCAGCCUGCGUCUGCACCCCCAGCCCCCCAUGCCAACCCCUCCAACCCCUUCUACGAGGCAAUGUCCACGCCCAGUGUGCUGCCCGUCAUCAGCGCUCGCAGCCCCUCCGUGAGCAGCGAGUACUAUAUCCGCCUGGAGGAGCACGGCUCCCCGCCCGAGCCCCUCUUCCCCAACGACUGGGACCCCCUGGACCCAGGCGUGCCCGCUCCCCCGGCCCCUCAGGCCCCUUCCGAGGUCCCCCAGCUCGUGUCCGAGACCUGGGCCUCCCCGCUCUUCCCGGCGCCUCGGCCCUUCCCGGCCCAGUCCUCCGCCUCGGGCAGCUUUCUGCUGAGCGGCUGGGACCCCGAGGGUCGAGGCGCCGGGGAGACGCUGGCAGGAGACCCCGCCGAGGUGCUGGGGGAGCGGGGCACCGCCCCCUGGGCCGAGGAGGAGGAGGAGGAAGAGGAGGAGGAGGAAGGCAGCUCCCCGGGCCAGGACAGCAGCAGCCUUGGAAGGGGGCCCAGCCGCCGGGGGGCCCUGCCCUGCCCCUUGUGCAGCCGCGAGGGAGCCUGCUCCUGCCUGCCCCUGGAGCGAGGCGACGCUGUGGCUGGCUGGGGGGGGCACCCCGCCCUUGGCUGUCCCCACCCCCCCGAGGACGACUCGUCCUUACGGGCAGAACGGGGUUCCCUAGCCGACCUCCCCUUGGUCCCCCCCGCCUCGGCCCCCCCCGAGUUUCUGGACCCCCUUAUGGGGGCGGCGGCGCCCCAGUACCCCGGGCGGGGGCCACCUCCCGCUCCCCCCCCCCCGCCGCCGCCUCCCCCCCGGGCACCCGUGGACUCGGCCGCGUCCCCCGACCCCUCGUCGGCCGUGGCCAGUCCCGGCUCAGGCCUUUCGUCUCCGGGCCCCAAGCCGGGGGACAGCGGCUACGAGACCGAGACCCCUUUUUCCCCCGAGGGAGCCUUCCCGGGUGGGGGUGCGGCCGAGGAAGAAGGGGUCCCUCGGCCACGGGCUCCCCCCGAGCCACCCGACCCAGGAGCGCCCCGGCCACCCCCAGACCCGGGUCCCCUCCCGCACCCAGGGACCCGGGAGAAGCCGAACUUCGUGGUUCAAGUGAGCACAGAGCAGUUGCUCAUGUCCCUGAGGGAGGACGUGACAAGGAACCUCCUAGGGGACAAGGGGGCGACACCCCGGGAGACAGGACCCCGGAAGGCGGGGAGAGGCCUCGGGAACAGAGAGAGAGUCCCCGGCCUGCCCCGGGACCUGCCAGCCCCGGGCAGCGGGAAGCCAGCCCCAAGCCUGCCCCACUCUGUGAACGGGGAGACGGUGCUGGAGACCGGGGCCCAGAGAGCCCCCAGGGCAGAGGAGAAGGCAGCAGAGAACGGGCCUCUGGGGUCCCCCGAGAGAGAAGAGACAGCGCUGCAGAAUGGGGAGCUGACACCCCCAAGGAGGGAGGAGACGCUGGCGGAGAACGGGCCUCUGGGGUCCCCCGAGAGAGAAGAGACAGCGCUGCAGAAUGGGGAGCUGACACCCCCAAGGAGGGAGGAGACGCUGGUGGAGAAUGGGGCCCCGAGGCUGCUCAGGAGCAUGGAGAAGCCUGUGGAGACUGGGCCACGGAGAGCCCCCGGGCCCUGGGGGGAGAUGCCCGAGAAUGGGGAGCCAGUCCCAGAGGCCGGGCUGGAGACAGCCCCCACAGCCAGCACGGCGGACUCACCCCAGAGCGGGUCGCAGACGGGCCAUGGCCCCCUUGGCCCAGUCCCCAGGAGCGGGACGCCGGGUCCCGGGACAGAGAGGAGAGCCCUCGAGACUGGGGGGGCGCUGAGAGCCCCCGGGGCUGGGAGGCUGGACCCCGGGAGUGGGGGCCGAGCCCCAGUGGGCACGGGGACGGCCCUCGGCGGCGGCCUAGAAAGCGGCGUGGACGCAAAGGCCGCGUGGGCAGACAGCACGAGGCCGCCGCCGCCACCGCCACUGCCCCCGGAGGCACAGCCGAGGAGGCCGGAGCCAGUGCCGCCGAGGGCCAGGUCGGAGCCGGCAUCCGAGGCCGAGCCCGGGCUCCCAGACAGCAAGGCCGGAGGAGACACGGCACCCAGCGGAGACGGGGACCCCCCCAAGCCCGAGAGGAAGGGCCCCGAGAUGCCACGGCUAUUCCUGGACCUGGGACCCCCACAGGGGAACAGCGAGCAAAUCAAAGCCAAGCUGUCGCGGCUCUCGCUGGCCCUGCCGCCCCUCACGCUCACGCCGUUCCCGGGGCCGGGCCCACGGCGGCCCCCGUGGGAGGGCGCGGACGCCGGGGCAGCUGGCGGGGAAGCCGGCGGGGCGGGGUCGUCGGGGCCGGCGGAGGAGGACGGGGAGGACGAGGAGGACGAGGACGAGGACGAGGCGGCGGGGCCGCGGGGCCCCGGGAGGGCGCGGGCAGCCCCGGUGCCCGUCGUGGUGAGCAGCGCCGACGCGGACGCGGCCCGCCCGCUGCGGGGGCUGCUCAAGUCGCCGCGCGCGGCCGACGAGCCCGAGGACAGCGAGCUGGAGAGGAAGCGCAAGAUGGUCUCCUUCCACGGGGACGUGACCGUCUACCUCUUCGACCAGGAGACGCCAACCAACGAACUGAGCGUCCAGGGCCCCCCCGAGGCGGACACGGACCCGUCCACGCCUCCAGCGCCCCCGACGCCUCCCCACCCCGCCACCCCCGGAGAUGGGUUUCCCAGCAACGACAGCGGCUUUGGAGGCAGUUUCGAGUGGGCGGAGGAUUUCCCCCUCCUGCCCCCUCCAGGGCCCCCCCUGUGCUUCUCCCGCUUCUCCGUCUCGCCUGCGCUGGAGACGCCGGGGCCCCCCACCCGGGCCCCCGACGCCCGGCCCGCAGGCCCCGUGGAGAACUGACUCCCCGAGGACCCGACCCCCUUGCGCCCCCAGAAGAGGGGUUCAGGGUAGAAUCUUCUGUGGACGACGGAGCCACUGCCACCAACACAGACGCUGCAGCUGCCGCUGCCUCCGCCUCUGGGGAGGCCGCCGA
Molecule: messenger RNA, 4831 nt
Organism: Ochotona princeps (American pika)
Lineage: Eukaryota; Metazoa; Chordata; Mammalia; Lagomorpha; Ochotonidae
Gene: LMTK3
Product: lemur tyrosine kinase 3
Biological process (GO): protein phosphorylation
Molecular function (GO): ATP binding; protein kinase activity
Source: RefSeq, a predicted model, not a curated record